AUGCUUAGAUCUUUAAAUAUUCUUGUUGCUAAAAUCCUUGCAGUACAUUAUAGAAAUGGUAGAAAAGCUAAAAAUGCUAAUUUAGAUAUAGCAAAUAGUCUUGAAGCUGAACUUUUAUUAACCAAAGAUGCAUGUAUUAUUAUAUUGUUUGAAGAAGAACAAAGACUACUUUUACUUCUUAUAAUAGUUUUUAUAUUCUUUACUAAUUAUAAAGAACCUAUCAUUAGUACCUUAGAGAGUAUAAAAGUUGUUCCAAUUACUAUUAUAGUUCACAAAAGCCAAGGCCUUAUAUUACUAAAAGCUGUAAUAGAUAUCAGCAACAAAAAAUUUACAGCUGGUCUUUCUUUUGUAGCAAUGUCCUGA
Molecule: messenger RNA, 363 nt
Organism: Cetraspora pellucida
Lineage: Eukaryota; Fungi; Glomeromycota; Glomeromycetes; Diversisporales; Gigasporaceae
Source: the annotation of a GenBank genome assembly